Molecule: messenger RNA, 1627 nt
Organism: Gadus morhua (Atlantic cod)
Lineage: Eukaryota; Metazoa; Chordata; Actinopteri; Gadiformes; Gadidae
Gene: nsl1
Product: NSL1 component of MIS12 kinetochore complex
Exons: 6
Coding region: 57-803 (248 amino acids)
Biological process (GO): mitotic sister chromatid segregation
Cellular component (GO): kinetochore; MIS12/MIND type complex
Source: RefSeq, a predicted model, not a curated record
GGACGACUUCCGCUUCCGGCUUACCGUACAAACUGUGAGGCGGUAAAGAAGUCAACAUGAAGAUGGAUGUAACAGAAACAACUUCUAACAACGACACUGUAUCACAGGACAACCGGGUGCAGGUGGACUCAAAGAAAGCAGUCGUCGAGCAGAUACUCGAAUACAAAGAGUUACUGAAGACGGUGCUGAGCGGGCAGACCGAGGUCCCAGAGGAGACCAGGCAGCUGCUGCGGCGAGAGCUGCUGGCGAACUUUGAGGCGGCGGUCCACGACAACGUUCUGGUGAACGGACAGCCGUGGGAGGACGCGCCUGACGACGGAGACGAGGCGGUGGUCCUGGAGAAUCUGCUGGAUGACACCGCGGUGGAGCUGGGCCGGUGCCGGCGCCGCUACCCCAAGGUCAUCCUGCACCACGUGGUGCGGGGCCUCCGGGCGGAGCGCAAGCUGAUGAGUCUGUAUGAAGAGACGGUGAAACCUCAACAGCUUGUGAAGGACCCAUGUCACGAAAGCAUCAUGACCAGUGUGUCCGCCGCAGUCCCUGGAAUGGUGAAGGAGGCGUCCCAUGUCAUAAAGUCGAUUAAAACCCUGCAAAAGCAGGUUGAAGGCCUCGGCCGGGUCCUCAACAUGAAGCCCAGCCAGGCUACUCUGGAGAUCCACGAGGCAGUGUUUGGCCCCUGUGGCCCAUUAGAGGCCGCCAGUCUGUCCUUGAGCAAAGCCUCCUCCAUCAGGCAGCCAAUCAAGAGGGAUGUAGAGGAGGAGACAGCCAUGAAUGGUUUUGUCCUGCCUACUAAGAAAAGCCACUGAGUUACAUGUAAGCUUGCCAGUGUAAUCAGUGUUUUCAAAGGUCACGAUGGACUUUCUCUCUGUUCUAUAGUUCCAACCCUAUUCUAUCGUCUUCAUAACGUGUUUUCUUUUUGGCACAUAUUAUUAUUAUAUUACUUUGAAGACGGUAUUUAGUCUGUGACCACAUACUUGUGUUUGGUCAAUUUAUGGUGUAAAUAAGUAAUAUACUACCCAACCUGUACUUUUCAUAGCUUUUAAUGCGCAUAUGUAUGUUAAUCCUCCUGAAAUGGUGGAAGUACUAUAAAGUAUGCAUAUAUUCUUUGCCAGUGUUGGGGUAGUUACUCAAAAAAAGUAAUUAGCUACUUAUUACUAGUUACUUCUGUAAAUUGUUAUGAGAUUACUUUACUAGUUUGAAAAGUAACUUCACUACUUAUUACUUUACUUUACCGUUUCUUAAUUUACUGUAGAUAAAUGGACAAACAUCAUAGCCCUAUCAUCACACAUAGCAUAUGAAAGGCUAUGGUGAAGUCAAUCAGUAGCAACACACAAGGUUCAAAACACGGGCUUUGGGAAACAUGAGAACAAAAAUUAAGUGGUCAAUGAAAAUUUUAAAAAGGUCACUUUAUCCCAUACAAUUAAAACAGAAAUGCACUUAAGCGGCGGGAACACAUGCUGUUACUUUAUGUGGUCCAAAGGCUGAAUGAACCUGAUCUAUUUCGCAAACUAUGACAUUGUAAGUUUGUCAAAACAUUUUUUUUAUAAAUAUGAUAACAAUACAAUACUUGCUCACAAAACAAAUUGUAAUUAAACUUGUGACAAUUUCCAUUAAAUACCGUUAUAAGCUG